Molecule: messenger RNA, 693 nt
Organism: Danaus chrysippus (African queen)
Lineage: Eukaryota; Metazoa; Arthropoda; Insecta; Lepidoptera; Nymphalidae
Source: the annotation of a GenBank genome assembly
AUGGCUCACCCACUACGGGGGUCUUGCCAACACACGGCUCACCCAUUACGGGUUCUUGCCAACACACGGCUCACCCAUUACGGGUUCUUGCCAACACACGGCUCACCCAUUACGGGUUCUUGCCAACACACGGCUCACCCAUUACGGGUUCUUGCCAACACACGGCUCACCCAUUACGGGUUCUUGCCCAGUCACGGCUCACCCAUUACGGGUUCUUGCCCAGUCCUGGCUCAUCCACUACGGGGGUCUUGCCAAUUCACGGCUCACCCAUUACGGGUUCUUGCCCAGUCACGGCUCACCCAUUACGGGUUCUUGCCCAGUCACGGCUCACCCAUUACGGGUUCUUGCCCAGUCCUGGCUCAUCCACUACGGGGGUCUUGCCAACUCACGGCUCACCCAUUACGGGUUCUUGCCCAGUCACGGCUCACCCAUUACGGGUUCUUGCCCAGUCACGGCUCACCCAUUACGGGUUCUUGCCCAGUCACGGCUCACCCAUUACGGGUUCUUGCCCAGUCACGGCUCACCCAUUACGGGUUCUUGCCCAGUCACGGCUCACCCAUUACGGGUUCUUGCCCAGUCACGGCUCACCCAUUACGGGGUCUUGCCAACACACAACUCACGGCUCACCCAUUACGGGGUCUUGCCAACACACAACUCACGGCUCACCCAUUACGGGGUCUUGCCAAUACAUAA